This is a messenger RNA of Aspergillus piperis CBS 112811, 639 nucleotides long. RefSeq lists its product as uncharacterized. The record is from RefSeq and is a predicted model, not a curated record. Bases 144 to 500 code for a protein of 118 amino acids. NCBI's taxonomy places the organism in Eukaryota, Fungi, Ascomycota, Eurotiomycetes, Eurotiales, Aspergillaceae. The transcript is spliced from 2 exons.
AAUAGAUCCCCUCUUUAUAACUGGGGACUAUUGUCUUGAAAGAUACCCGCUUCCCCUACUACACCUUUACGACCUGCACCCCGAAAAGAAUAAAAAAGUUUCAACAAGCUAUAUAUCCUCUUUUUCGCCGGAUUGGACGGAGAAUGGGCCAGAGACAUAAUCGACGUCGCACACGACCCCGAUCUCGAAACCGCAGCGUCAAUCCUUUACAUCUUCCGUCCCACCCUUUCUCACGACCUGUCAAUACCUGCGCUCCAGCUGUUCCCUCCGCUUUCGACUGUCCUGAAAUACCCGCCCCGACCUGGCACUAUGGGCAUUUGCUAGGGCAGAAGCGUGAUCGUGCGCUGAGGAUGGAGGCUUCUACGCUGGAGGCGGAACAGUAUCGUCUCUUUGGCGGUGUCCCGGGCGACGAUGUUGGUCUCUGUUAUCGCAUGUUGGAGUACUUCGGUGGACUCGACUAUAUCGAUUGUCCACAAUCCUUAAACGCACUACCUGGGUGACUUUAAUCCUGCAGACGUCAUUGGGCUUUCUUUUGCAGCAAUCCUAUAAUUGUCGUCCAGGCGGUGGAAAAAAUAAUUUUUCAACAAAACCAAAAAAGGGAAACGAAGGCAUACCCAAAUGGCACGCAAUACUCAACCG